GUCCUGAGAGUUGGAGUCCAUGGAGCGAUCAAACAGCUGGUCAUUUCACCAGAGGGCGAGUUCAUGGCCAUCGCUACGUCGCAUACCAUCCACAUUGCAGUUCUACCAAACUCCUCACAUCUCGGCACCGAGGACACCAGCCCACUAAAGCUGAAGACCUUCCAACUGGGUCCAACCGCCCACGUCCUAGAACAAUCCCCAAUAGCUUCAGUCCUCUGGCACCCUCUCGGUCACCGUGGGCGAUGUCUGGUCACAAUCACAACCGACGCGGUGGUGCGGCUAUGGGAGCUGAAUCGCACCAAUCGAUACUCGUUCAGUGAACCUACCGUGGCGGUGGAUUUGACGAAACUUAUCGACGCGACGAGUACUGAGGAUGAUGUGAGCGUGUCGGGCUACACACAUAGCAAGGGCUUCUCUCCCGACGCCUACGAGUGGGAAGUGGCUUCAGCGUGUUUUGGAGGCUCGCUCGAACAAGAAGGCAUCAAUGGGUGGUCUCCAAUGACCCUUUGGGUGGCUAUGAGAGAGGGAGACGUCUACGCUUUGUGCCCUCUUCUGCCCAGCAAAUGGCAAGUGACUAAGUCACCUGGAACGUCUACACUUCUACAGCACCUGACAACCGCAAUCGAAUCUCAAAACGCGUUUAGCGAAGAAGAGUCCAACACGAACGAGCAGCGGAUAUCCCAGGCCCAAUUCUCUUGGCUACUGGAUAUCCUAGACCAGGAGCCAGUGGUUGAAAAUGAUCAUUUGGACGAUGUCACAGAGAUCUACAGUCGACCAGAGAGCACACCCAUAUUGCCAAAGCUCCAGGGACCUUUCCAGCUGACUCCCGACUUGGACGACACCAAGGAUUUUGAAAUCUCGGAUAUUCUAGUCUUUGGCCUGAGCAAUCUAGACAGCUUCGAUGAUGAUGGGAGCCCAGAGGGACUCUCAGCAUCCGUUGUUUGUUUGCUUUCGAGCAACUGUGAUGUACAUGUGUGUUUGGAUCUCGAGGGGGUUGAAGGACAGUGGCUACCUUCGCGCGAGGACCCAGAAGCUGCACUAAAAGAAGGCGACGAGGAACACACGUUGCUAGUCGUUGAGACUGUACACCUGCUUCCAAGUUCAUCGCAGGCACGCCCACUCUCCUCACACCCGACGUUCACGAUCGAUGACAGCACAGACUUUGCGCUAUUCGUGACGGACGAGAGUGGAGUGUAUCACCUGUCCAUGUUGUCGUGGGUACCAGAUCUGGAGAGGGAGCUGAGCGGAGCGCAGAUCGAGGGCGCCGAGUUCCGACUGAACGGGUUCCUCAACCUUGCUCAGUCGGCCGCAGAGAAGAUUUUCCCCAUCCCGGAAAAACAACAACCAGACGCGACGCGCGGAAUCGCCUCGUGCGUAGCAUACGACGUCGCAGACCUCGGACAUUUUGUCCUCACAGCAGUUCACGGACAGCCGCUUGCAGCAACGCUUGAUUCUCGGAGAGGUAGCCAGCCUUUCAGGGGUAGUGCCGCCAGCGAAGAAUUGGAUAUUCCGGAUCUUCCUUUGCGACCUAUCUACCAGGCACCUGCAGUCUUCUACCACAACACACAACUCACCUCUUUCAUGGAUCAGAAGGUGCCAGCCCGGUACAAGUCUUCAUUGGGACAGGAGGUCAGGCUGUCAGCAGCUACGCUCGAAAUCAUGACCAACGCACACCGUAUCCUAAGUCACGAAACCAACCAAUUGGGUCUUGCUGCAUCCGAUCUCUUCAGCCGGUGCGAGCGCCUCAAGCUCGAGUUCAAGGCUCAGAUCUUAAGAGCUGCGCAACUAGCGGACCAGAUCGACAAGACUAUCGGAGCUGACGAUGACACGUUCGAGGAUGACGCUAAUGAGGACCGGGCGGUCGGAAAGAAGCAGAUUGAGAAUCGACUCGAGGAAGUAAAGUCACGUCAGGCCGCCCUAAUGGCUCAACAUGACCGCAUCCGGACCAAGCUGGCCCAGACCAAUACGCGGCAGCUCACUGAGAAGGAGCAGAUGUGGAUCGAAGAGGUCGAGAAGAUGACUCGAGCCGUCAACGAGCAGCAGCAGCAACAGGGUAGCGAUGAGCCUUUGACGUUCGCACGCAUAGAGGAAGUCAGGCGGAUCAAGAAGCAAGUACUGGAUGAAGCCAAGGAUGCCGAAACUUCGCAAACGGAUGCUGGGCUCAAUGGGAAUGGACACGUGAUGGUGUCGUCAGAUUUCCGGAAACAGAAAGUUGAGACUAUUCACAGGAUGCUUGAGCAGGAGAAGGCGAUGUUGGAUAGUGCGCAGAAUCGGGUGGAAAAGAUGGCUGGGAUGGUCUAAGGGUGUGCUGGGAUGGGCUACUGGCGUCGAUGAUGGUGCAUUGUAUUAUUUACUUCAUUCAGCGUCGGCGCUUUGGAUAGGAGGGAUUGAAUAAUGUACACCGAACUGUCUACUAUAACUUUUCUGCUGGUGAUGAUGAUUCUCAUUGAUCUCUGAAGAGCGCAUAAAGGAGAAGUCGUGGA
Messenger RNA from Mytilinidion resinicola, 2483 nucleotides. RefSeq lists its product as uncharacterized. The coding region runs from base 64 to 2301 and encodes 745 amino acids. Gene Ontology annotation, biological process: ribosomal small subunit export from nucleus; ribosomal large subunit export from nucleus; mRNA export from nucleus. Gene Ontology annotation, molecular function: structural constituent of nuclear pore. Gene Ontology annotation, cellular component: nuclear pore. The record is from RefSeq and is a predicted model, not a curated record. The transcript is spliced from 2 exons. NCBI's taxonomy places the organism in Eukaryota, Fungi, Ascomycota, Dothideomycetes, Mytilinidiales, Mytilinidiaceae.